UUAUACAACUCCUAUACUUCGUUUUUGAUUGUUAUUUCUUAUCUGACCGAGCAGAUUAAAAAAAUAUUUUUACAGAUUUCAUGCCCAUUCAUACAUAAACAUAUAUAUAUAUACUUAUUUAUUUAUUUGUUUAUUUAUUUACACCCACAUCUAUAUUUUUAUUUAUUUGUUUAUUUAUUUGCUUAUCUAUUUAUUUGUUCAUUUAUCUAUUUAUUUAUUUAUCUAUUUAUUCAUUUAUCCAUUUAUUUGUUUAUUUAUCUACUUAUUUAUUUAUUUAUUCAUUUACUUAUUUAUUUACCUAUUUAUUUAUUCAUUCAUUCACCUAUUUAUUUAUUUGUUUAUUUAUCAAUUUAUUUAUCUAUUUAUUUAUUCAUUCAUUCACCUAUUUAUUUAUUUGUUUAUUUAUCAAUUUAUUUAUCUAUUUAUUUAUUCAUUCAUUCACCUAUUUAUUUAUUUGUUUAUUUAUCAAUUUAUUUAUUUAUUUAGUUAAAAAUUCCACUUCGGUUGUGAUAUUU
This is a messenger RNA of Loa loa (African eye worm), 515 nucleotides long. RefSeq lists its product as hypothetical. The record is from RefSeq and is a predicted model, not a curated record. The annotation marks the transcript as partial. Lineage: Eukaryota; Metazoa; Nematoda; Chromadorea; Rhabditida; Onchocercidae. The transcript has a single exon.